CCACCUCUGAGGGCUGACCACCUCUGAGGGCUGACCACCUCUGAGGGCUGACCACCUCUGAGGGCUGACCACUGAAAGUAACAUUCGACCUAAUUUACAUUGCUGAUUCCUCUUAAGGGAUGUUCCUUGAUGCUGGAAUUUUUGUACAAUCGGCAGAUGGGUUAGUAGAGUUAGCCAUCAGCCAGCUCGACAGCAGUUUCAGCGAACCAUGGCAAACACAGGAGAAGGAACAUCCGGUGCCAGUAGUGAUACACAGAACCGCUUGGCCUCAGAGAAGUCUCCAUAUCUUUUGCAACAUGCUAGUAAUCCUGUACACUGGUAUCCCUGGGGUGAUGAAGCCUUCAGUGCAGCUCGGCAAGAGAAUAAACUCAUCUUCUUAAGUGUUGGGUAUUCUACGUGCCAUUGGUGCCAUGUUAUGGAAAGAGAAAGUUUUGAGAAUCCUGAAAUAGCAAAAAUAAUGAAUGCAAAUUUCAUUAAUAUCAAAGUGGACAGAGAAGAGAGACCAGACGUAGACAAAAUGUAUAUGACCUUUGUUACGUCUCUCAGUGGUAGUGGUGGAUGGCCUAUGAGUGUGUGGUUGACCCCAGACCUCAAACCUGUGUAUGGCGGCACAUAUUUUCCACCCACCAACCGCUACUACGGGCAGCCAGGAUUUCCCCAACUUCUUGAUUCUAUUGCCUCCCAGUGGCAAGAGAACGAGACAAAAUUCAAGGAGUCUGGAGUGAAAAUAAUGGAGGUGCUUGAUAGAACGUCACGGUUACCCGCCCCUGGGGCUGCCACCAUGCCUGGAAAAGAAGCAGUUGCUAAAUGCUUUGCCCAGCUGUCUAGUUCUUAUGAGCCGAAUUAUGGAGGUUUCAGUGAGUCACCGAAGUUUCCCCAGCCAUCUAACUUCAACUUCCUAUUUACGUAUCAUGCAUUACACCCUGAUUGGGAUGAUGCAAAGCGAGGAUUAGAAAUGGCACUUCAUACCCUGUCAAAAAUGGAUCGAGGCGGUAUUCAUGAUCACAUAUCUCGGGGUUUUGCCAGGUACUCCACAGAUGAAAGAUGGCACGUCCCUCAUUUUGAGAAGAUGCUAUAUGACCAAGCCCAACUGACUGUCUCAUAUCUUGAUGCGUUCGUUGUCACCGGCAAGACCAGAUAUGCUGAUGUAGUGAGAGACAUCCUGAUGUAUGUGAUGCGAGAUCUCAGUGAUCCAAGUGGAGGCUUUUAUAGUGCUGAAGAUGCUGAUUCACUACCCACCGCUGAUGCAAACAAAAAACGUGAAGGAGCCUUUUGUGUGUGGACUCACGAGGAAGUUACCCAGCUGUUGCCUGGGGCAGCCAAGGAAGGCCAUGAAGCAACCCUGGCUAGUGUCUUCUGCCACCAUUACUCAGUAGCAAGGGAUGGUAAUGUUAAUCCUUAUCAGGAUCCCCAUGACGAACUCAAAAAUCAGAAUGUUCUCAUAGAGCAUGACACAAUUGAAGAAACUGCCAGGGAAUUUGGACUGAGUCAAGAAGAAUGUAAAGCAGCACUUGACAAAGCCAGACAGAUGUUGUACAUGGCUAGACAAGAGAGACCCAGGCCCCAUCUUGACAACAAGAUGCUUACUUCUUGGAAUGGUAUGAUGCUUGGAGCGUUGGCGAGAGCUGGUGCUGUUCUUGGAGAUCAGAUGUACAUACAGAGGGCUCUGCAAGCUGCUGAAUUUGUCAUGAGCCAUCUUCUCAAGGAUGAUAAAUUACUUAGGGCUGCUUAUGCUGUUCCAAAUAACGAAGUGUCGCUGGGCUCAUGCAUUGAAGGAUUUGCUGAUGAUUAUGCUUGGAUCAUUCGUGGCUUCAUCAACCUGUACGAGGCUACACUAGACACUGAGUGGUUGAAGUUGGCCGAGAAACUUCAAGAUAAGCAAAAUGAUUUAUUUUGGGACUCGGAGGGAAAUGGUUAUUAUAUGACUCAGUCUGGUGAUGAAUCAAUUUUACUUAGAAUUAAAGAAG
Molecule: messenger RNA, 1967 nt
Organism: Cherax quadricarinatus
Lineage: Eukaryota; Metazoa; Arthropoda; Malacostraca; Decapoda; Parastacidae
Source: RefSeq, a predicted model, not a curated record